AUGGUCCAGUGCAUCAUCUCCCCCUCGGUCCUCGCUGUGAGUCUACUUAUGUCGGUCAGUGGACAUGUUCCUAACUCUCCAGUCCGACCUCUCCAACCUCAGCGGAGAGUGCCAGCGCAUGAUCAACAACGGCGCCGACUGGCUGCACAUGGUCACUUUGUGCCCAACAUCACCAUGGGCGCACCGAUCCUCACUUGCGUCAAGCAGAACGUCCCCGAGAUCUUUAUGGACUGCCACAUGAUGGUGUCGGACCCUGCCAACUGGAUUGACGACGUCGCCAAGGCGGGUGGUAAGCUGUAUACCUUCCACUAUGAGGCUGUCGCCUCACCCACAUUCCUAAUUGUACUCACACACACAGGCUCCGCUGAGGUCGCCAAGACCGUCAUUGACAAGAUCCACGCUGCGGGAAUGCUCGCUGGCCUCGCCAUCUCCCCUGACACUCCAUCAACCGUCAUCACCGACGAGCUCGGCAACGCCGUUGAGAUGCUCCUCGUCAUGACUGUCCGCCCUGGCUUCGGCGGCCAGAAGUUCAUGGCCGAGUGCCUGCCCAAGUGCACCGAGCUCCGCGCUCGUUUCCCCGAGAAGCACAUCCAGGUCGACGGCGGUGUGGGUGCCGGAAAUGCGUGCCAGUGCGCCCAGGCUGGAUCCAACGUUCUUGUGGCGGGUUCCGCGAUCUUUGGAUCGGCCGACCCCAAGAAGACCAUUGCCGAGAUGCGUACCCAGGUCGAUGCCGAGUUCACCAAGAAGGCUUAA
This is a messenger RNA of Apiotrichum porosum, 753 nucleotides long. RefSeq names its product RIBULOSE-phosphate 3-epimerase (gene RPE1). NCBI's taxonomy places the organism in Eukaryota, Fungi, Basidiomycota, Tremellomycetes, Trichosporonales, Trichosporonaceae. Gene Ontology annotation, biological process: carbohydrate metabolic process; pentose-phosphate shunt, non-oxidative branch. Gene Ontology annotation, cellular component: cytosol. Gene Ontology annotation, molecular function: metal ion binding; D-ribulose-phosphate 3-epimerase activity. The coding region runs from base 1 to 753 and encodes 250 amino acids. The record is from RefSeq and is a predicted model, not a curated record. The transcript is spliced from 4 exons.